Messenger RNA from Seminavis robusta, 1440 nucleotides. The record is from the annotation of a GenBank genome assembly. Lineage: Eukaryota; Bacillariophyta; Bacillariophyceae; Naviculales; Naviculaceae.
AUGAGACUGCUGGAGGCUCCAUCUUCCGUUAUUCCAGAAGAAGUACCUGAAGUACCUGAAGCACCUGAAGAGCAUAUACCAUCAGAUGCAGAGUCUGUGCAAGUUCCCAGCACUACUACUAGUAUGCAUACCGCUAUGCAUAGUUCAAUAGACAGAGAUGAGUUGAAACUGUUGGAAGUGCCAUUUUACAUCUACGAGGAAUUGCUGUUGACGAAUGCUACCGUUGGCAAACACAAUGAGAAGCAGAAGCAGUAUACCCUUGAGCGUUGGAUGGAGGAGAGAGAAGUGAAGCACACAGACGACUACUGGUGGGUUCAAGCAGCGCUGAAGCACCGGAUGCGCACACUCGACCCAGCCAAAGCCAAGCUUUUCUUGGUUCCAACCUUGGUGAAUGAAAUUUACGAUCAGGCCAUUUGGGUCAAGUUGGGUCUAUGCGAUCACGACGACAGGUGCAAUUUGAAACUGCUACAACACGCCAAUGACGUAUUGGGCAAGUCUCCGUGGUUCCAACGAUCCAAGGGCAGAGAUCACAUUGUCGUAGCCAGUCACUACAUGACCUACAACAGUGCCAGGGGCUUCAAACACAUUGCCCAUUGCAACGUUAUUGGACUCGAAAAGUACCGAUGGAACCAUCCGGAUCGAUUGUUCUUGCCCAACACGUACGUGGGAACUGCCUGUACCGACGGACAAUCCAACAAAACACACGAUUUCACAAUGAUUGCCACCAUCAAACCACACUUUAAGGAUCGACAAUACAUCUGCAAGGCACUCCAAAAGAAGAAGAAGAAGAAACGAAACGCUAUUGAAUUGUCCGUAUCCACGUGUGGAAAAGGCAACCAAUGUCCCGCACUGGCACAAGCCAAAAUGGGAUUCCACGUCAAGGGAGACUCCUACGGCAGCAAUAGACUCAUUGACACCAUUCUAUCCGGAACGGUCCCCAUCUUUACAUCGCAACAACAGUACCACAUACUACCAACGUGGAUUGAUUGGGAGGCACUCUCCUUCUUUGCCGAUCCCAACCAGCACCGACAACACACUUUUCUACAAAGAUUACAACAAUUUGCUACAAACACCAAAAGGUACGAACAAAAACGAAAAUUCGUCAAUGACAAUCGAGCAUUACUGGAUUGGAGAAACACACCAUCCAUCCCUUUUGAACACUACAUGUACGCCUUUGCACGUUCCAUAAUGCCCGAACUGCAACCACAAAAACAGGCACCGCCCCAAUUUUCCGCGCUCUGGCUCGAGGCAGUCGAAGACUUGCGACCCAUUCGACGGCCCACGGUAUUUUGUGACCAGUCCGAAAUCCACUCGUGUCGAUCGUGUGGUGGUUCCCAGAAAACUUGUCACGGACAAUGUCAAUGGUGUGCCAAGGGGGUGGUGGGGGAACCAUCGACCGAGGGAACGUGUGCCAACUUUUACGAAGAGACGUGUGCCUGA